AUGCAUCGUAAAUAUCAGGCUGACUUUCCACUUAACAACGAAAUAAGAAAAAGUAAAUUGCUAGCAUUGAAAUCGCAAUUAAAAGUCCAAGAAAACAUGUUUUCUAGGCCUAUUGAGCAAAGUAAAGCUGCAACAGAAGCUUCUUUUCAAGUAAGCUACAGAAUUGCUCAAAAGUGCAAACCUUUCUCCGAUGGAGAAUACAUCAAGGAAAUCUUUGAAGUAGUGUCAGAAUCGCUGUUCGUGAAUUUCAAAAAUAAAGACGAAAUUAAAAAAGCUAUUCAUGGUUUACAGCUGUCUCGAAAUACAGUGAUGCGCCGUAUAGAAACGAUAAGUAAAAACAUAAACGAACAACUACAAAAAGAUAUCGUCCGCUGUGUUGCUUUUUCGCUACAACUUGACGAGUCGACAGAUAUCACUGAUACUGCACAACUACUUAUUUUUAUUCGGAUGAUCUUUGAAGAUUUCUCGACGAAAGAAGAACUGCUAAGUAUGAUUUCCUUAAAAGGAAAAACUCGUGGCCUUGAUAUAUUCACGGGAUUCAAAGCUUAUAUAAGCCAGAUUAGGCUACCUUUAUAUAAACUCGUAUCAAUGACAACGGAUGGGGCUCCUGCAAUGACAGGUAUUCAUAAUGGUUUAAUUGCUCUUUGUCACAAAGACGAAGAUUUUCCAGACUUCAUUAGCUACCACUGCAUAAUUCAUCAACAAGUACUGGCUAGUAAGAGACUAAACACUAAACAUGUGAUGGAUAUUUCUUUCAAGAUUGUAAAUUCCAUAAAAGGAAAAUCUCUCCAAAGGCGGCUCUUUAAACAGCAAUUAGAUGAGAAGGAACCAGAUUUGGCAUUGCACACUGAUGUAAGGUGGUUGAGUCGAAGCAAGUUUUUGCAAAGAUUUUGA
Parnassius apollo (apollo) is the source of this 894-nucleotide messenger RNA. Lineage: Eukaryota; Metazoa; Arthropoda; Insecta; Lepidoptera; Papilionidae. The record is from the annotation of a GenBank genome assembly.